Dovyalis caffra is the source of this 156-nucleotide messenger RNA. The record is from the annotation of a GenBank genome assembly. Lineage: Eukaryota; Viridiplantae; Streptophyta; Magnoliopsida; Malpighiales; Salicaceae.
AUGCGCCAAAGGAAAAGGAUACGGCAAGCCAUUCGAAAGCGCCAGGCAGUUGAAUUGCCUCGGCUUAAAUUGACACUUAUGCACGAAUCAAAAGUUGCAGAACCACCGACUGCUUUGGUGGCUGCGUCUACAGCUGGAAAACCAUGCCUAACUUAA